AUGGCUGUUGCGCGCGACUCUACAUCUUCCACACGGUUUGCGCAGUUCAAGCUUGUGCUGCUGGGACUGGACAGCUAUAUGCUCCUGUCUCUGCUCGCCGACGGGCGCCUAUUUCGUCUGUCUUGUCAAACGACCGGAUGUACUGACUGUUUUGCUUAUCUAGGUGAAUCUGCUGUUGGAAAGAGUUCACUCGUUCUACGAUUUGUCAAGGAUCAAUUUGACGACUACCGGGAGUCCACCAUCGGUGCCGCUUUCCUCACCCAGACCAUCGCCCUCGAUGAGUCGACUACGAUCAAGUUCGAAAUCUGGGAUACCGCCGGUCAGGAGAGAUACAAGUCGCUAGCACCCAUGUAUUACAGAAAUGCCAACUGCGCUGUCGUCGUUUACGAUAUCACACAAGCUGCGUCGCUGGACAAAGCAAAGUCGUGGGUUAAGGAGCUGCAACGACAGGCCAACGAGAACAUCAUCAUCGCUCUCGCUGGCAACAAGCUUGACUUGGACGCAAAGAGACAGGUUGAGACAGCCGCCGCCGAGGCUUACGCCCGCGAAUCAGGUCUCCUCUUCUUUGAGACUUCCGCCAAGAGCGGCGAAAACGUCACCGAACUCUUCACUGCGAUCGCCAAACGUCUUCCUCUCGAAACUGCUUCUACCCGGCAACGGACUGCGCCGAAGGGCGUCGACCUCAACCGGCCAAACCGACGUGCCCCCGCGGCCAGCAACAACGGAUGCACUUGCUAA
Messenger RNA from Myxozyma melibiosi, 738 nucleotides. Its product is annotated as ras family-domain-containing protein. Gene Ontology annotation, biological process: vesicle-mediated transport. The transcript has 7 exons. NCBI's taxonomy places the organism in Eukaryota, Fungi, Ascomycota, Lipomycetes, Lipomycetales, Lipomycetaceae. Gene Ontology annotation, molecular function: GTPase activity; GTP binding. The record is from RefSeq and is a predicted model, not a curated record. Bases 1 to 738 code for a protein of 245 amino acids.